CUCUCGCUGUCCUUCUCCAGUGGCGGCGGCGGCGGCGGCGACAACAACAGGCGGUUCCCCUUCAUCAUCAUCAGCGGCGGCGUGCGGGUGAAGAAGCCCCUUCCUUCCUUCCUUCCUUCCCCGCCUGGCUGGCUGGCUGGCUGCUGCUUGGCUGUCUCCGUGUGGCUCCGGCGGGAGGAGCCCGUGAGCGGCGAGGGCGGACUCCUCCGCGCGACGGCGGUGGCAGAGCCGGGCGGAGCCGUCUGGGGAGAGCGCGUCUCCCCUCGGCUCCCGCCGCGCCCCGUGGAUGGACGAGCAGCGGAGCCUCCUGCGCUCGCCGGCCGCCCCGUCCUCUGGCAGGCAGCCCCGGGGCGGCGGGAACGGCGUCGUCGGGGCCAGCAGCCACCACAACCUGGGCUACAGUGAGCAGCCCUUCCCCGAGGGCGCCCUCCAGCAGGAAGGGCAGGAGGAGGGGGAAGAGGAAGAAGAGGAGGAAGAGGAAGCGGCAGAGGAGCUGGAGGGGGGCAUGACGGUGGUGGGGGGAGAGGACCCCCUCCUGGACGACACCCAGCACCCCCAGGCCCUGCUGGGAGGCGAGCGCUACGAGCACCCGGGGGUCCACGCCCUGCCCCCCGCCGGCCACCACCUCAUGUUGGGCAGCGGAGGAGGAGGUGAGCACGAAUGCUGCGAGCGGGUGGUCAUCAACAUCUCCGGCCUGCGCUUCGAGACCCAGCUCAAGACGCUAGCCCAGUUCCCCGAGACCCUCCUGGGCGACCCCCGCAAGAGGAUGCGCUACUUCGACCCCCUGCGCAACGAGUACUUCUUCGACCGCAACCGGCCCAGCUUCGAUGCCAUCCUCUACUACUACCAGUCCGGCGGCCGCAUCCGGCGACCGGUGAACGUGCCUAUCGACAUCUUCUCUGAAGAGAUCCGCUUUUACCAGUUGGGUGAGGAGGCCAUGGAGAAAUUUCGGGAAGAUGAGGGCUUCAUCCGUGAGGAGCAGCGGCCUCUGCCCGAGAAGGAGUUCCAGCGCCAGGUGUGGCUUCUCUUUGAGUAUCCGGAAAGUUCUGGACCGGCGCGGGGCAUCGCCAUUGUCUCGGUCUUAGUGAUCCUCAUCUCCAUUGUCAUUUUCUGCCUGGAGACCUUGCCCGAGUUCAGAGAUGACCGUGACUAUGAUACCAUUGCAGGGACGUUUGGAACGGGCGUGGGCCCCUUCGUGGCAGACGUUUUCACGAAUUCUUCUUCCCCUGCAACCUCCAUAGUGUCCUCUUUCACUGAUCCCUUUUUCGUGGUGGAGACGCUGUGCAUUAUCUGGUUCUCCUUUGAGCUGCUUGUCCGCUUCUUUGCCUGUCCCAGCAAGCCCACCUUCUCCAAGAACAUUAUGAACAUCAUUGACAUUGUGGCCAUUAUACCUUAUUUCAUCACUUUGGGGACUGAGCUGGCCGAGCGGCAAGGGAAUGGCCAGCAAGCCAUGUCCCUUGCCAUCCUCAGAGUCAUCCGGCUAGUUAGAGUCUUCCGUAUAUUCAAGCUCUCUCGGCACUCCAAGGGGCUGCAGAUCUUGGGGCAGACCCUCAAGGCCAGCAUGCGAGAGCUGGGCUUGCUCAUUUUCUUCCUCUUCAUUGGAGUUAUCCUUUUUUCUAGCGCGGUCUACUUUGCGGAGGCUGAUGAUCCUAACUCGAGUUUCAGUAGUAUCCCUGAUGCCUUUUGGUGGGCUGUAGUGACCAUGACUACCGUGGGUUAUGGGGACAUGCACCCGAUCACAAUUGGGGGCAAAAUAGUCGGGUCUCUCUGUGCCAUAGCUGGGGUGCUGACCAUUGCCUUGCCUGUGCCUGUGAUUGUCUCCAACUUCAAUUACUUCUAUCACCGGGAAACAGAAGGUGAAGAACAAGCCCAGUACAUGCAUGUAGGAAGCUGCCAGCAUCUCUCCUCCACCGAGGAGCUGAGAAAAGCUCGCAGCAAUUCCACAAUCAGCAAGUCCGAGUACAUGGUGAUCGAAGAGGGAGGCAUCAGCAACAGUGCAUUCAAACAGGCUGCCUUUAAGACGGGCAACUGCACGGCCGUAAACAAUCCCAACUGUGUGAAUAUUAAAAAGAUCUUCACAGAUGUUUAAGAGACCCUUCAAGGCGAUAUAAAUAUAUAAAUAUAUAUAAACACACACACACACAUAUAUACAAGAGGGUCUGCAUAAUCGUUGUUGUGAGGAACAUGCACCACCAUCCGUCUUUGUGCUCUUGUUUCAUGUGUGUACUUUUCUCGUCCUUCCUUCCGAAGAUGGGGAUUUGGGGAAGGUAAACGAACCAAGCAGAUGUGAAGAAAGGAGACAGAUAAGAGGAUUCAAAGACGUACGUACGUGCGUGCCGCUCCCUCCAGGAACAGGUUUUUGUUCUGCGCUGUUUGAUGCGGGGCUUUGGGGAUUUUUUUGUUGUUGUUGUCAGGGAACGUGCUUUGUUGUCUGAUUUUGCAAAGAACAGUUCCGUUGCUGAUUUUAUGUUCCUUGCCUGGCUGCACUUGUUGGACUGAAAGUUAGGAAGUGACAGCAAAGUGAACGUCACCAUCUUGCCGACAGUGAAGAAAAAAAAUAUACGUGAUGAUUUUAAUGCCACAGCGCAUCUCUGCCAUCCUGUUCUACAAUGAUGCCUAUUGUUGAAACAUCUAAUGUGUGGUAUGUGAGAGUGCAGUCCAGGUUUCUUUAUGUCAAGUUAGAGUCUGUGUGCCAUCUGCCCAGGUCAUUUGUGUAAUCAUUUAGAUGGAACAAGAACAAAAACCUCCAUUGUGGUUUGGGGUAUCUUUGGGCCACAAGACCAAAUAAUUGCUUUCCUGAGCCUGAAAAUUUACCUGCAUGGUAUAGUGGAAGAUCUCUCUCCCCAUAGUACAAUGGACAGUGGAUUGUCCGGAACGUGCCCUGAGUGUUUAGCACUCCGCGUAUCGUGAAUUGCUCCGCUCCUAGUAAAUCUCCAAUGGGCUCUUGGCAGAGACUGCAGCCUCCACUGGAAACCCUAGUAACAAAAGGGAUGUUUCCAUCCAUUGCCAAUGCAUGCAAGAUAAGCGGUUGCAUCUAUCGCAAGAAGAUUAAAGUGGCAAAUGCACCCGCCUUGCAGCGGAAGUUACUAAUUUGGACCUGAGUGAUGCAGUUUCCAUAGCAAUUUGGUUUCCUGGGAAACUCCCAGAGGUUGCCAUGGCAUCCGGUCUCUCCCUCCCCCACUCCUGUGCUGUUUCCAUAGCAACCAUUCCAGAUGGUUCCAACUUCUGUGGUUCCACAGAAAAGCCUCUGCUCCGAUAAAUCACACACUCGCACACUUACAUACGCGCGGCAGUAAUCCCAGAGAGAUUUAACUGUGGAAACUACUGAGUGCUAUUCGGUGUGCAUCAUUUUUGGACGUGCAAUAUUCUCGGUGUCCUGGUGCCAGCCAAAUCACGAAGAUGAGAGAGAAUAUCAGUCGUUCCUCAUGUUUCGAUAGAAAAAAAAACACCUGUUCCACAAAAAACACCAGCAACUUCAGGUUCCUGAAUCUCUUUUACUAUUUGAUACCCCAAUAUUUGAGACUGGGAAUGAAUCCUUACUCAUUGUACCACAUCACCACCUAGGCAAAUCAAAGAUGGCACCAUCCCCAGCUUCCUUCAGGACGAAACCUUUAUUAAUUCAUGGUGCAUGACCUAGUUUUAUGCAACAGGACCAUUCAUUUCAAAGCAUGUGUGGCACUGAAGGAGAAGAAGACCCAAAACGUUUUAAGAGGAUGCCAAUCUAGGGAAAUAAACACCAAUGAGCCGCAAAGUAUGGGGCUGAGAAGAACUUAAACCAUCUGGGAAUAUAUGCUCAUCUUCUGCCAUCUACACACCUGAGGCUGUAGAGUAUCAGGGAAGACACAGAUCAGAACUAAAGCUCAUGCAGCAGAACAAGCCAAAACUCUGGACAAAUAUUGCAGGCCUUGUAGUGGACAGGGGGAGGAGCAAGAAGGCCGAUGUAAGAGAGAGCUCUGAAAUGGGAAAGAACAAGAGAGCAGUGACAUGACUACUUUCAGAUAACAGAAGAUGUCUCAGUAAGUGCAACAGAACUCCAAUCAGCUUCUUAAGUAUUUAUCAAAGGAUCCAUCACAGAGAACAGAAAGAAGUAACUUAUCAUGCUCUGAACUGAAGGACAAUCUGCCCUCUUGUGUCUCGGUAUUUUAACUUGUGGUGGUAAAACAAGUUCUUGCCUUUCUGUCUUUUCUAACAAGUGCAUUAUGUAGAACUGAACGUGUUUGUGUCACCAAGAGAAAAUGAAAUGCAAUAUUGUGAGCAAGAUCCAAACUGGGAAAGUGGGGUUUAACUGUUUGAACAAUGUUCUUGCCUUCAUAAAACCUCUCAUGCAAGCUUCAGUGACUAGAAAUUAAACAUACAUUGAGCUGCUAAUAAACCUACCAAAUGUGUCAACUGUAAAA
This is a messenger RNA of Anolis sagrei ordinatus, 4397 nucleotides long. It is a transcript of the gene KCNA3, whose product is annotated as potassium voltage-gated channel subfamily A member 3. NCBI's taxonomy places the organism in Eukaryota, Metazoa, Chordata, Lepidosauria, Squamata, Anolidae. The record is from RefSeq and is a predicted model, not a curated record. Gene Ontology annotation, cellular component: membrane; voltage-gated potassium channel complex. Gene Ontology annotation, molecular function: protein binding; delayed rectifier potassium channel activity. Gene Ontology annotation, biological process: protein homooligomerization; potassium ion transmembrane transport.